Messenger RNA from Helobdella robusta, 1292 nucleotides. RefSeq lists its product as hypothetical. The annotation marks the transcript as partial. The record is from RefSeq and is a predicted model, not a curated record. NCBI's taxonomy places the organism in Eukaryota, Metazoa, Annelida, Clitellata, Rhynchobdellida, Glossiphoniidae. The transcript has 11 exons. Gene Ontology annotation, molecular function: protein binding. Gene Ontology annotation, biological process: epithelial cilium movement involved in determination of left/right asymmetry. Gene Ontology annotation, cellular component: ciliary basal body; centrosome.
AUGACAGGCUUAAGUGCAGAUGAAUUCCAACUAAAGCUUUGUGAAAAUUUGAAACAUCAGGGUUUUGUAAAUGACUUGAAAAGUCAAAUGAGAAAUCGACUGAUAAAUGAAUUGAUUCAGCAUUCUAGUUUCAAAUUAUUUGAAAAUAAAAGUAAAUAUUCAUCGCCAAACAGUCAAGUAGUUACAGAAAAGUUUGUGAACAGUGCUAUUAUUAGCUAUCUAAAAAGAUAUGGUUAUGAAUAUACUCUGAGUAUAUUCUUGCCUGAAUGCGGUCUUAACAGUGAAAAUAUAAUAUCAGAAAAGGAUUUGUUGGACCAUUUGAUGGUAAAAACAAGUUCUGGAAAUUCAUUUAUAAUUCAUUCAUCUGGAAGUGUUCUCGAAAGACUGUUCGGAAAAUCAGAGUUGUCAAUUUUAUCAUCUGUUCAAAAAAGAAAUGAUGAUGCAGAUUCAAAAAACAUAUUUUCAAGAGUAAGAAAGGACAAUGUGGAUACUCUUAAUUUUAACACUACUUUAAAUGAAACGGAUGAAAAUGUUGAUUGUUUGCUGAACUCUGAAAAGUCUCGUCAAUACAGUUACAAAGAGAGGCAGCAAGCUGAAGUUGAUUUACAAGUUAUGAGGUUCAAGAAUACGGAAGUAGAAAACAUUAAAUUGGAGGAAAAGAUUAAAUGUGGCGUUGAAUUAGAGAAAUUCAAAAGAGAGAUUGAACUAAUAUAUCAAAAAAAGUUGGAAACAUUGAAAAAGAAGGAAUGUGACGUUGAUGAAAAAGUAAAACAUCUUCAUGCGAAUUUUGAAAAAGAGACAAUGAUGAAACGCCAAAACAUAUUAUUAGAAUUGGAAAAGUUGAAACACAAAGAAAAUGCUUUGGCUCAAAAAGAGGAAUGGUUAAAGACGGAAAAUGACAUGUUGAUGAAAAAAAAGAUUAAAUUUGAAAGCUAUGUUCAACAAGAAAAUGAGAAUAUUUAUGAUUGUAGAAAAAAAAUAGAAGAAAAGGUUACAGAAAUGGUUGAUCUUAGAUGGCAAGUUUUUGAAAAAGAUGUUGAAAUAAAGAAAAAAGAAAUAAAUGAUAUAAAAAUUGAUCUUAAUGCUAGAGAGAAGAAAAUGGACAAUGUAUUGAAAAGUUACGAGGAAGCGAAGAGGCAGUUGACUAUCAAGAAUAAUGAAAUUUCAUCACUGAAAAUUGACUUAAAAGCUGCAGAAAGUAAUCUUCAAAAUGCAGAGAAACAAAUAAGUGAAUAUCAAAAUUAUAACAAAGAAAAUCAGCAGCUUCAGUUAAAAAAUGUCAAAUUGAAAUC